CUUAUCAUCGUCCAAGAUGAAGUAAACAAACAACUGUUUUGUUAGAUAAGAUACAGGCUAGUAUAGAGCGGGGCUGACUAAUUAUUGUCACUUCAGGUUCUGCUAGUGUUAGUUUCGUUCAAACUUUAGAACAAGCGUAUGUUAUCAAUUAACUAUAAUGAGCGUUUUGUUGGAGAGCGUGACAACAGAAAUAUUAUGUUUUUUUCUGUUGCUGUUAUGGCUCAUUUAUUGGUAUCUAACCAAAAACUACGACUACUGGGAUAGAAGAGGAGUUCCUAACAUAAAACCACAGUUUCCUUUCGGUUCAAUGAGAGAAACCAUGCUUUCAAAAACAUUUUUUGGAAAAGCUCACGACAAUUUCUACAAUCAAUUUCCAAACAAACGUUUCUAUGGAAUAGUAGAGUUCAGGAGACCUGUUCUAGUCCUUAAGGAUCCAGAAUUGAUCAAACGAAUAAUGGUCAAAGACUUCCAAAGUUUUGUAGACAGGCCAGUGAUCAUGGGGAACCCGAAGGAGUACAUAAUGCUGCAUCUGCUGAAUUUGAUGGGACGAGACUGGAAGGACAUGCGGACAAAACUGACCCCCACAUUCACUUCGGGUAAGAUGAAAACUAUGUUUGCCCUGAUGGAGAAGUGUAGUGAAGAGCUAAGAGAUCACUUGGAAACUGAAGUGGAAAAGGGAAAAACCAUUGAUGCUAAACACGUUCUUGCUAGAUUCACAAUGGAUAUAAUAGCUUCCUGUGCUUUUGGAUUGGACACAGACUGUUUAACUGAUGAAAAUUCUGAAGUUUUCAAAAUUUUCGGUGGAGUAGCAAAGACAUCAAAGUCUCGCUUCAUCAGAAGAGUAUUUAUCUUGAUUUUCCCUUCAGUUUUGAAAUUUUUACGUGUUAAUCUCAUACGACCAGAACUGAGAAACUUUGUCACUAACAUAGUCCGUGCCACCAUUGAUUACAGGAUAAAAAACAAUAUAAAGAGAAAUGACUUCAUAGACUUAAUGAUUGGUUUGAGAAAACAGGAGGAGAUCGAUUCUAAGCAGACCUCGGAUGUUUCAUAUGGCCUGACAAUAGAGCAGAUGACAGCGCAGAGUUUUGUGUUCUUCAUAGCGGGCUUUGAAACAGCAUCGUCACUCAUGUCCUUCUGUCUAUACGAGCUCUCCCGCCACCAGCAAGUCCAGGAGCAGCUGUACCAAGAUAUCCAAGGGGUGGUGGAUAGUAAUGGAGGAAAGAUUUCCUACCAGGUGCUGAUGGAGAUCCCUUUCCUGGAUCAAGUUCUCAAUGAGACGUUGCGCCUCUAUGGAUCAGCCCAUGUACUGAGUCGAGUGUGUACUCAGCCUUAUCAAGUUCCAGACUCAGACCUGAUCAUUGAGAAAGGUAUGCAGGUGGUCAUCCCUCUGUUCUCUCUCCACCACGAUCCCCAGUACUAUCCAGACCCUUAUGCCUUCAAGCCCGAAAGGUUCACUGUGGAGGAGACCAAGAAGAGGCACCCCUACGUGUUCAUGCCGUUUGGAGAAGGACCUAGGAAUUGUAUAGGCAUGCGGUUUGGUCUAAUGCAAGCCAAAGUUGGUCUAGCGACAAUUAUUUUGAAUUUCCAUGUUGACCUUUCACCAGAUCAGGAGGUACCCAUUGAAAUUGAUAAGCGAUCUUUGGCCCUGAUGCCUGCCAAUCCUGUACUUCUGAAUUUCAACAAGAGAAAAAUUACCUAAGAAAUUAGUUCAAAUCAUAUAAUAAACAAAUAUUAACAUUUGUAAAAUGAGUAUAAUAUAUAUUUACUUUUCUAUAAAUA
Molecule: messenger RNA, 1779 nt
Organism: Homalodisca vitripennis (glassy-winged sharpshooter)
Lineage: Eukaryota; Metazoa; Arthropoda; Insecta; Hemiptera; Cicadellidae
Product: probable cytochrome P450 6a14
Exons: 5
Coding region: 158-1699 (513 amino acids)
Molecular function (GO): monooxygenase activity; heme binding; oxidoreductase activity, acting on paired donors, with incorporation or reduction of molecular oxygen
Source: RefSeq, a predicted model, not a curated record